Molecule: messenger RNA, 684 nt
Organism: Brassica napus (rape)
Lineage: Eukaryota; Viridiplantae; Streptophyta; Magnoliopsida; Brassicales; Brassicaceae
Exons: 1
Coding region: 1-684 (227 amino acids)
Molecular function (GO): nucleic acid binding; RNA-DNA hybrid ribonuclease activity
Source: RefSeq, a predicted model, not a curated record
AUGUGCCCAUCAAUAGUCAUCGCACUUGAAGCUUCGAGCAAUUGGACUUGCCUUCCGCCGACGGGAAUAAACACACUCUUUUGGAUCAUGUGGGCGUUGUGGAACACACGAAACCAACUCUUAUUUGAGUCGCGUCACCAAUCACCCUCAGAAGUGGUCUCCAAGGCUUUGGCAGCAGCUAGGGAAUGGCAGCUUGCUCAGAACCCAAUCGACACCUCACGUAAUGCGCAAAAGGAGCCAUCUAUCACUCUGACACCGACGAUCCCCUCAGGGACAAUCCUAUGCAAUAGCGACGCAGCGUGGGAUAAGAACUCGGAAUCGACGGGACUUGGAUGGAUCUUUACAUCUCCAGGAACCCCAACUCUUCAAGGCGCCCAAUUUCAGACUCACGUGCAAUCGGUCCUCUUGGCUGAAGCCCUAGCGGUACAAUCUGCCCUCCAACACGCCAUUCGUCUUGGCUACACACAAAUCUGGCUUAGAUCAGAUUCUCUUGUGCUCAUCAGAGCCAUCACUUCGAUCAACAAACCGAAGAUCAUCCACGGAGUUUUCUCGGAUAUCGGAGCUUUAUCACUUUCCUUUGCUUUCUGUUUUUUCUCUUUUAUUCCUCGGGAGUUUAAUGGACCUGCGGACCACUUAGCAAAAAGUUCUCUUUGUAACCGGGCCUCCUUGGGCCUAGACUUCUAG